Molecule: messenger RNA, 7266 nt
Organism: Phasianus colchicus (ring-necked pheasant)
Lineage: Eukaryota; Metazoa; Chordata; Aves; Galliformes; Phasianidae
Gene: CERT1
Product: ceramide transporter 1
Biological process (GO): ER to Golgi ceramide transport
Molecular function (GO): lipid binding
Source: RefSeq, a predicted model, not a curated record
AGAUGGCGGCAGCGGCGGCAGCGCUGUGAGCGGAGUGCGCGGUAGGCGGACGUGCGCUCGCUCCUCCUCCCCUCGCCACCUCUAUGUUGUGGCCGCUGCCGCGGGCCGGGGCCGCGGAGCUGCUCUGAGGGAACCGCGCGAGCCUCCGCCUCUCGAGGCCGCUCGGCAGCUGGCGGGCGCUGAGCGGUGCCGUGCCGCUCAGGUAGAGCCGCUGCCGGCCGUUCCCGUCUGUUCGGCAGGAGACGCUGAGGCUGCUGUGGGCAGGGGCCGCGCGGCUCUUCCCCGCUCGGCGGUGGCUGCGGCUCGAGUCUCCAUGUCGGACAACCAGAGCUGGAACUCCUCCGGCUCCGAGGAGGACCCCGAGACCGAGCUCGGGCUGCCUGUUGAGCUCUGCGGGGUGCUCAGCAAGUGGACCAACUACAUUCAUGGAUGGCAGGAUCGAUGGGUGGUUCUGAAAACCAACACACUCAGUUAUUACAAGUCUGAAGAUGAAACAGAGUACGGCUGCAGAGGCUCUAUUUGUUUGAGUAAAGCUGUGAUUACACCCCAUGACUUUGACGAAUGCAGAUUUGAUAUUAGUGUAAAUGAUAGUGUUUGGUAUCUUCGAGCUCAGGACCCAGACCACAGACAACAAUGGGUAGAUGCAAUAGAACAACAUAAGACUGAAUCUGGCUAUGGAUCAGAAUCAAGUUUACGCCGCCAUGGUUCCAUGGUGUCUCUUGUUUCUGGAGCAAGUGGAUAUUCUGCAACAUCCACCUCUUCGUUCAAGAAGGGCCAUAGCUUACGUGAGAAGCUUGCAGAAAUGGAAACCUUUAGAGACAUCUUGUGUAGACAAGUUGAUACUUUACAGAAAUAUUUUGAUGCUUGUGCAGAUGCAGUUUCCAAAGAUGAACUCCAGAGGGAUAAAGUGGUAGAAGAUGAUGAAGAUGAUUUCCCUACAGUGCGUUCUGAUGGGGAUUUUUUACAUAACAGUAACAGCAGUAGGGAAAAAUUAUUUCCACACGUGACACCCAAAGGAAUUAAUGGCAUAGACUUUAAAGGAGAAGCUAUAACAUUCAAGGCAACUACUGCUGGAAUCCUUGCUACACUAUCUCACUGCAUUGAACUCAUGGUAAAACGUGAAGAAAGCUGGCAAAAAAGGCUAGAUAAGGAGGUAGAAAAAAGGAGAAGAACAGAAGAAGCAUAUAAAAAUGCUGUAACAGAACUGAAGAAAAAGUCCCACUUUGGAGGGCCAGACUACGAGGAGGGCCCUAAUAGUCUGAUUAAUGAAGAAGAAUUCUUUGAUGCUGUUGAAGCUGCUCUUGAUAGACAGGAUAAAAUGGAGGAACAGUCUCAAAGUGAAAAAGUCAGAUUGCACUGGCCAACGUCCUUACCUUCUGGAGAUGCAUAUUCUGCUGUGGGGAGUCAUCGAUUUGUCCAAAAGCCCUAUAGUCGCUCUUCCUCCAUGUCUUCCAUUGAUCUAGUCAGUGCCUCUGAUGAUGUUCACAGAUUCAGCGCCCAGGUGGAAGAGAUGGUACAAAACCAUAUGACUUAUUCCUUACAAGAUGUAGGAGGAGAUGCCAAUUGGCAGCUAGUGGUUGAAGAAGGAGAAAUGAAGGUAUACAGAAGAGAGGUGGAAGAAAAUGGCAUAGUUUUGGAUCCUUUGAAAGCAACGCAUGCUGUUAAAGGGGUAACAGGACAUGAAGUUUGCCACUACUUCUGGAAUGUUGAUGUUCGUAAUGACUGGGAAACAACAAUUGAAAAUUUCCAUGUUGUGGAAAAUUUGGCUGAUAAUGCAAUCAUCAUUUACCAGACACACAAGAGAGUGUGGCCAGCUUCUCAAAGGGAUGUGCUAUAUCUGUCUGCCAUUAGAAAGAUACCAGCAUUCAGUGAAAAUGAUCCUGAAACAUGGAUUGUGUGCAAUUUUUCUGUGGAACAUGACAGUGCUCCUCUGAACAAUCGCUGUGUCCGUGCCAAAAUAAAUAUUGCUAUGAUAUGUCAGACAUUAGUAAGCCCACCAGAGGGGAACAAAGAAAUAAGCAGAGACAAUAUUCUAUGCAAGAUUACAUAUGUAGCUAAUGUCAACCCAGGAGGGUGGGCACCAGCAUCCGUGUUACGGGCAGUGGCAAAACGAGAAUAUCCCAAAUUCCUGAAGCGCUUUACAUCAUAUGUGCAAGAGAAAACAGCUGGAAAACCUAUUUUAUUCUAGUAUUAGCAGUGAUCAGAACAAGACUGGGUGAGCAUUCCACGUUGGAGAAGUGACCAUACAUAGAGCACUCCAUGCUGGAACGAAGGAUCUACAGUCUUCUUACAGUCCAAAUUCUAGGCUUUGUAUACUGAAGUGAAGAAAUGUUGCAACACCGUGAGGUUGAAUAUUUAACACUAGCUCUCUCUCCUGCUAACUUCUCUUGCUGAAUCAGUGUGUAAUUAUAAAUACAUGUAUUGAUAACAUGUAUAUGGCUCUAUUUUUAUUUGCUUACUUUAGAAGAGGAAGAACGUACAACUUUGAAUCACCAACGUGGGUUGCUGCUUUAAUUUUAAACAACUUGCAGAAUUUCACUGUCAGCCUUCCUCAGAUAACUGCAUAGUUUUUGUGCAUGUCUAAAAAGCACAAAAGACAAAUGCACAUAUAGCAUACUGUAUGUGCUUUAUAUGCACAAAAAUCUGUGGUAUUUUGGGGGAGGAUGAAGGGAGGAGUUCAGUAAAGCCUAGUGACUUACUGGCAGGUCUUGUUUUGCUUUGUAUAAUCAUAGUUCAUUGCUGCUGGUUUCUAUAAUGAAUCAUCUUGUUACAUAAAAUGUCAGUUAAUAACUGAGGGCUGUCAAUAUCCUUAUGACUUUGCCUUUUCUAUUGUCUUACUCUUAUGAAGAUAUUUAUUUCUGAAGGAGUAAGAGUGUGAAAAGCUUUAUUUUUUUCCAGAUAUCUUUAUAUUUCUAUUGUAUUUUUUAGUUAUGUAAUGUGCUACAGAAUUUUUGUUAUUAAACAUGACCCAGAAAUUUCUGGAAAGAUUCUAUAUGAAAGGGCAAGAGACUGUCUGAAAGCUAGAAGUCAUCUGUCCGUGCUAUAUGUGGUCUGCUUUCCUGCGUGAUAUCUAGAGGGCUUUUCUGAGGCUGUGAGAAGGUACACUAUAAUAUUUAUUGAAGUAAUUUGGACUACAUUGGACAACAUUCCCGAUCCAGAAUGAGGAUGAGUACAUUACUUUCAAAUCCUGCAUGUGUUUUCCUCAUCUUAAUAAAGCCAUGCUAUGAGGUUCAUGUAGAAAACUAGUUGCAUUGAUACCUGGCACUUGAUCAAAAACCUGUCAGAACUAUGACAAUGCAUUGAUCUUCUUGGAAAGUUCCCUUUAGUUGCUGUGAAAAUUUAAAUGUCAGAUACUUGCCUGCCUUAGAUUCUGGGGAUGCUCAUUGGGAGACAACUCUCACAGACUGGUACUCACUUUGAGUUAUUAAAUCCACGUCCUGUAGCUGGAAAAUAUGCAGAGGCUGCUGGGUGUUUCAUUGGCCUGUAUAUCUCAAGAAAAAAAAAGUAUCAGAUAUCUAUUUUUCUCAAAAGAAAGGAGAAAGUUGUAUUUGAUAGAGUAUAGUAGGUGCCUGAAAAUAAAUAUAAGAGAGUAACUUAAUAAAGAUCUGGUGAAUGAUAAAGGGGAUAUUCACAGUGUUAGAAAAAAAACAUGUUCUUUUAUCUGUUCAUUUUUUCUAUUGAGGUAAAACCAUACAUAACACAUGAUUACACAUGCACGCGGAUUUCAUGCUCCAUAACUGUACCUUUUUUAUUUGCCUUUCUUUAAAAGUGUGCAUGGAAUAUGCCUUAUUACAGAACUAUUCUGUUAAUUUGAAUAUGUAGAAAAGUGCCUAUAUGGUAAUGCUAGUAAGGCAAACAAGACAAAAAUUUAUACAUGUUUACUAUAUCACCAGUGAGCAUUUUAUAUAGUAAUGUUAAAAAAUAAUUCUUAUACCUCAAAUGUACUUCAUCUUUUUACAAUCAACAAAACAAUGAUUCAUUCACCAUAGCUGCUGAUGGGAACUUCAAAAGAGAAAAAAAAAUGUCCAAAAGAGUGUAAUUCCUUAUUUGCCAUUUCUAGUAAUAGUUGUUGAACACAGGUGAGUAACUGUUUAAUUUAAUUGGAUAGCUUUAUUUUACAAAGGAAUGGAAAGUUUACAAAGCGGUAUAUAAAUCUUUUAUCAUUAGUUGCAUUUGCACUAAAUGUGAUGUACUUUUGUGAUUUAUUCUGUAAAUAAAAUCACACUACAGAUACUCUUUGUAAAGAAUACACUUUACUUUUAGAUAAAGGCACUGGUACUUCACUGCAGUUAGCCCUGCCCAAUCAGUGUUGUAAGAGGCUUCUUAAAACUGUGGAAGGAGUUGCAAGAUUGAGACAUGGGUAUUAAAAGACCUCUUAAAAAAAGAAAAAGAAAAAAAAAGCAGCUUUCUUUAGGCCUGUUGGAUUGUCUGUGUACAAGUAGCCAUCAGAGCCUUUCUUCUAGAAGGAAUCUUCCUAUUAUGGUUUUAUAAAAGUUCUCCAGAGCUGAACCCCUUUUCCAGACACUGCCACAAACAUGAGCACUCUGUGUUCUUUUCAUCCUGUUAAUGAAUCUGUAGAAUUGAUAUUGCUAUGAUUUUCUUUGCAGAAUUGCAGAAGAAGCCCUUUGCUCUAGGAUAUGUUUCUAUAACUUGAGCCUAUAUGAAGGGCUGGGGAUAUAUCAGUCUAAGGAAAUAGCUUGAUAGAACUUCUCAUGGGAGCGAGGAUAAGCAAUAGUCUGUCUGGGAAACUGAACAGCUUACUUUGAGAAACUUAGGUGUGAGAAGUACGGUGCAUUUUAUGGGCUGAAGGGAAAUUACCUUUUAGUUAGUUGGGCUGAGCUGGCUUAUCUGAAGUUGUGCAGAUUCUCUUUAAACUAAUCAGAUUGUCCACCUGUAUUUUUGUCACAUUGUACAGAUAACGCUGUAUUUGAAUUGCCACUGUUCAUCUACAGACUCAGAACAUGAAUCAUAUUUUUGAGUACCUUGAGUGUGUAGAGUGUAACUGUUAUAUAAUAGCUUUAUGAUCCUAAUGAUAAGUUUUAAAAAUUAAAAGUUGGCUCUUCUAUGUUACAAUCACAAAUUUAAAACCAGUAUUUAAAGUGAAAAGUAUUAAAAAUUAUGAAGAAAACCCCUGGUUUGUAGUUAUUUCUAACUUUCAGUGCUUUGAGGAAACUUAUUUAAAUAUUUAAUGCUGUAACCAACCUUUGGAUUGUAUAUGAAGUUGUAUGCCAUACUACAGUGUAGUAAUGUAAAACAUUUAACAGAAAGCAGCUUGCUUGUGUUACUAGGUUGCUGAAGUGAAAACUGGAAUGCCACAAGCUAUUGAUGUGUGAAAAAUCUCAUUCUGUACUAGCAUAUCAGAAGCAUGUUAGAUGAUAUUCCUGUACAGUAUAGUUUUAAUAUAGAGUACUUCCAAAGUUGUAUUUAAGCUGCUGUGUUCUGUUUGUACAGAAAUAACAUCAGGAAAGCAUGUCUGGGGAGAAUGGAGAUCCCGGGCUGAGAAAUACCAGAAAUACAAUAAAUUUGUGCUUUUUUUUUAAAUAUGAAGAAUUGCUAAGAACUGAGAUGAGGUGGUGCAGAGCAGGUUUUCUUAGUAGCAGGAAUAACUGCUUCCUAAUGGAUCAGUAACCAUCCCUCCUUUGUUGGUUGUGCGGGGAUUUCUGUGUCUUAUGCAGUAAUCAUUUAAGUUGUGGGAACCUUACAGGUAACUUACAGGUAAGCAAGAUGAGAAGAACAGCUGAGGUAAUAGAAUGGCAUUACUUGCACAAAAAAAGAAAACUUAUCUUAAGCUGAGUUGCAUCAGGCCCUGGGUAAUAUAGUACAACAAAUGCAGAGAGUCCUGCUGCAAGCCCUGCCUUCGACUGCAGCUAUUUCAUCUGGCAAAAAAGAAAUCUCUCCCUGUGCUAUGCUCCUCUUCCCUUCCGGGAAAAAAGAAAAGCCUUGUAAUUAAAAAACACAUGCUUUCUUGUAUGGGGAGGCUGAGCUCUUCUGUAGCCAUCUGAAUAGCUGCAAUAUAAUUUGACCCUAGAUAUUAAUAAUUACUUACGCCACACAGCUUACCAGUGUGUAUGACUCAUAGCAUUGCUGUUAUCUUUACUCUUCAGCAGUAAAAAGCUUCAUACGAAGAGAAAACCAUGUUUCAGUAGAUAAACAGGAAGGGAUGCACUUCAGAGCAUUAUGUGCCUGAUGGUGUACAUUUUUCUUAAGUUGUAACCACUGAUGCAGCAAGGUUUUUCUUCUGCACAGCUGCCUCUGGUGUGUUAGAAUAAGGAAGACUAGAUGAAUUGCUGCAAUUUUAAGUUUAAACUAAUUCUCUUAAAAUGAACUUUUGAGGAGGACAAAGAAAUAGUUGGACCAUGCAAUAGUUGGGCCUAUGUUGUCUAAAACAUAAGAACUUCUCUUUAACUUGGACCUUUUAAUUCUGCUUUUGUUUGAGGUGGUCUGCCUGAAUUUCCAUGUGAGAUUUUCCUAUUACCAUAACAUUAACAAUCCUUUUUCCACUUCAAAAAAAAAAAUUUAAAUCUGCAUGGUUUAUAAAGGUGGUUUUGAGUCCCUUAUUUCAUUUUCAGAGAUGAGAAGUAAAGGAGCUGAGAAGACUUGGAAAUGCUUGGAAGCAACUGCGUGCUGGAGUCUGAAGUAGAUUCUCCUGCCAUUCUCCUUGUUUUUAAAGCUUUAUUUGAGCUCCUGGCCUUCACUCCCUGAUUCUGUUGCUGCUUUGAGCCAAUAAAAGCAUUGCAACUAAGUGGAACAGUCGCAUACAGCAAGUCUUCAUAUUUGAUUCUGUCCUGCAUAUGCUCAUGCACCUUCCAAAUUUUGUCUGAGUUCCUUCCAGAUGCAAUGGGAAGUGCCUAUGCACCUGUUGCUUACUAUACAUCUUUGUUUACUUACAAUAAGUAUCCUUUGAAAAGCAUGUGAAACUCAAGAUUUGUUAUCUGUUUAAUUUUUAUCUAUUUAAUUUCUUUCUGCGUGAUGGGACAGACACUCCCAUGAUGGUUCCCAGGAACCAUCUCAAGAUGCUUCUUGGCAAGUGAUUCCUAAUUAGUGUUAGACUAACAGGAUAUAAUGACAGUUUUGAAGAAUUCCACUGUGAGGGAUGGGAUUGUAACUGAGUCAUGAAGCAGCCCAGCAAGUUCAGCUUCCUGGCAUGGGUAGAAUCCUGGAAUUACUCCUCAGCACCCAGAAAGUUGUGCUGGGUGACAACAAGGAACUCAAAACUCCCAGGGUUGUGUGCUGACUGAUGAGCAUCAGUCAUGUAAGAGUUUGAAC